UGUAAAUAGCCAUGCUAUAUAGCUAAAUAAGAACGGACCAAUGCAGGUGAGCCAGGACUGAGCGCAGGGGGAGGCGGGACCACACAGCACAUCCAGGAUAUAGGGGUUCGAGGGGUUAAGAAUGCAUCUGGGCCCCAGGACCUGGCGACACAUGAACACAAGGGAUAUGCUAUUUCAUCAAAGGAUUGAACCACGAAAGAACCCCCUGCAUGGUACUCCACAUUCAGCAUUAUAGAGAAAAGGGAUUAAGAAUCUGGUGGUACUUACGGUCUUGGGUAUUUGAAGCAAAAAGACAAUGGGCCCUUGAAAGAAGAAAUCCAACGGGCUUUCCCUUACAGUGAUGCAUGUGUGGGCAGCAACAAUUCCAAGGCUGAAGAAACUAAGAUUAAAAUAAUUUAUAUAGUAUAAUUUGGGGAAUUUAGAUCAAAGUUCACUUUAAAUUCCAAAGGUUAAAUCAGACACUUCAGCUGAUAGGGAGAAACAAGCUGACCUGAAACCUUGAGGGGAAGGAGUCAGAGGAGGAGGAGGAGGAGAAGAAGAAGAAUUACCGGUAACGUGUUGGAAGAGGGAGCAAGGACUCCUAUGUUCAGCAAGAGGAACUGUGGCCCCUGAAAGGCACAGAAUGGCCCCAGUGGAGGAGAAGGAGGAAGAUUCACUGAGGCAAAGGAAGAACCAUCACCCAAAGGAAGCAGCUUGCAAUGGAAAAGCAGGUGGUCUGUCUGAUGGCAAUGGCAUCAAUGGUCUUAUUGAAUGGAAGAGACACAUGGAGGGGGUAAAGGCUGAACUGGUAGAAGAAAUGAGCUGUCACCUAAAGGAUCUCCUUGAUAAAGCUGUGGCAGAGACCAUGCAUUCAUACAAAAGAAAAAUAGCUUCUGCACUGUCCUCAAAAAAAGAUCAUGUUAAUAAUAAAAGGCACCAAGGAUCUAUUUCUGAAAAGCAGAAAGUAUUUAUGCAUCGUGCUUCUCUGUUGGAUGAUCUGAUGGAGGUGGAGCAUUUCCGCACUAUUUAUCACAUGUUUGUGGCUGUACUUUGUGUUUUCGUUAUAAAUACUACUGCUGUGGACAUCAUUGACCAGGGCAGAUUGUUUCUGGAUCUUGACCUUUUGUUCUACACCUUUGGCCAGCUUAGCACUGUUGUGUGGACAUGGCUCUGUCUAUUUAUGUAUACACUUCUGGUUCCUUACAGAGCCUUACAUGUUUUGGGAUCUUUAUACCCAGAAUCAAGCCAUCCGUUGCUGCUCUCUGCUUUUAUAGGAGGGCUGCUGCUUGUCUGCCAAAUAUUUGUUCUUGGUGUACUGCCAAUAUAUGUUGUGACACAGUACAAGCUGCCUCCUGCAUCCAGCUUUAUUGUUAUCCUUGAGCAGGUUCGUUUCCUGAUGAAGAGCUACUCCUUUUUGCGAGAAUGUGUUCCACUGCUCCUGAGAAAGGAGAAAAAAGACAUCCAACUACCAAAGUUUUCCAGUUAUCUUUAUUUCCUCUUCUGCCCAACUCUGAUCUAUAGAGAAAGCUAUCCCAGAACAACGUAUAUCAGAUGGAAUUUUGUGGCAAAGAAUUUUGCUCAGUUCCUUGGAUGUCUGUUUUUUGGGUACUAUGUUUUAUUCACCCUGUGCAUUCCGGUCUUCACCAAUAUGAGCAAACAACCAUUCAGCAAUAAGACGCUGGUGCUGUCUAUCUUCCAUGCUACUCUUCCAGGUACAUUUGUGCUUUUGCUGUCGUUUUUUGCCUUCCUGCAUUGCUGGCUGAACGCCUUUGCAGAGAUGCUUCGUUUUGCAGAUCGCAUGUUCUACGAGGACUGGUGGAAUUCAACAUCAUUUUCAAAUUACUAUCGCACAUGGAAUGUUGUUGUACAUGACUGGCUGUAUUAUUAUGUAUAUCGAGACUUGCUUUCGUUGUGUAACCAGCGGUACCGUGCUGGGAUCAUGCUGACUGUGUUCCUCCUCUCUGCCUCCGUUCACGAAUAUGUCUUUACAUUGUCUCUUCGCUACUUCUACCCUGUCCUGUUCUGCUUAUUUGCCAUAUUUGGAGUCCUCUUUAAUUUCAUGAUGAACGAUAAACGCAAAAGCCCCGUCUGGAACGUGAUGGUUUGGACUUUCCUGUUCAUUGGUCAGGGCAUCCAGCUGUGCCUGUACUCCCAGGAGUGGUAUGCUCAGAUUCACUGCCCUCUCACUGAGAAAACCUUUUGGGGAUUGGUGACUCCUCGAUCCUGGUCCUGUCGCUUAUAGCCAAAGAACCUUGGAUCAGCCUAACACCUACAACGUCUAACAGGACUCUUCUUUGUAAUUAAUAUUUCACAAGAGCCUAAGAAGAUCAAGGAGAAACCUCAAGGGGGUAGCAAUGUUUUCAAUUUGCUCCAAGAUGGAGCUCCUUACCUAUGACCUGGAUGGAUUCUGAAUAAAUAAACCAACAAAGUAUUUACUUACAUUUUCCUGGUAUGGGCCUUGCCUUACCAAACAUGGGGACCAUAGUGCUGAUUAGGUGCUACACUGCAAUAACAUUUCCUAUCAUUUUUUGUUACGUUUAAUUCACAAGAAAUUAGGAAAUGAUAAAUUAUCAUUGGCCCAGGUAUAAGGGAAUAGAUACCAUAUUUAUAUGUACGUCUGAUCUUCUUUAUUUCCCCCUAUAAAAAGCCAAUUGCGCCAAGUGUGCAAUGAUGGCAUGAAACAAAGCUGGCCAAAACCUGCAACUGAAUAAACUGAAUUAUUAUUAUUAAAGCUUAUUAUUAUUAAACCUUGGGGUGUGUUCUCUCAGCCUACACCUGGGCUCCUGUAAUCAACGUGGGUUUCUCCUGUUUUAAUGCCUGAAAACUGCACACAAAGUUCAGAAACCUUUACUGCCAAUUGCUCAACUUUGCACUUUUCCUUGGCUCUUUAAAGGGGUUUCUUUGCCAGUCCCAACAAGAUUCUAGGGAGAAAGGAUAGUCUUAACAAAAAAUGACACUAUUUAGAGAGAUAACAAAAUAUGUCUUAUACUGCACACUAUGUUGUUGAGCUGCUAUAGAAGUCUGGUUUUCAUUGUUCUUGUUGAAAAAUAAAUAUAAUUGGGGCUUUGGGUUUUUUGCUAAAUAAAAGCACGGCACUAGAAAAUAUUGUAUGUAUCUUUGUAAUGAGCACUGGCGGGCGCUUCUCCCCAGGAGUACGUUCCCCAAGAUGGCAGCACGUGGUUUAAUGGUGACUGAGCACUGGCGCGUGCCAACAUGUGACACCAUCAUGACAUACUUCAGGGCCAAAUUGAAAAUAUAAGGACGCUCAGUACCUGGGUUCAAUGCCUGAUUAAAGGUCUUUUUUUGGAAAGCU
Messenger RNA from Xenopus tropicalis (tropical clawed frog), 3292 nucleotides. RefSeq names its product sterol O-acyltransferase 2 (gene soat2). The record is from RefSeq and is a predicted model, not a curated record. Lineage: Eukaryota; Metazoa; Chordata; Amphibia; Anura; Pipidae. Gene Ontology annotation, cellular component: endoplasmic reticulum membrane. Gene Ontology annotation, molecular function: acyltransferase activity, transferring groups other than amino-acyl groups. Bases 623 to 2221 code for a protein of 532 amino acids. The transcript has 17 exons.